AUGGGCAGCCGGCCCCACAGCCCCAGCGCUUCCUCUGCAGACCAAUGGGAACAGCAGGCCGAAGGACCCGGCCCUGCCAAGCGCCGUCGAACGGAGGAGCCCACGGACCACGAGUUCGAGGUAGCGCCCAGAGUGGACAACGUGAUGGGGACCCCAGACAUGGGAGGGCUCACCUCCCUGGUGAUUCUGGCCGACGGCUAUGCCCUGCAUCUGCCCCUGGACGAGGUCGACCUGGUGCUGGAGCCCGAGCCCACAUCCGUGCUGCAAGUUUCUCUUGGGGAUCACACCCUCAUACUGAUCCCUGGAGCCCUCCUGGGCUCUAGCAGCGAAUUCCUAGAAGGGGAGAGCCACUCGGCCCUUGUUCUGGAACAGGGCUCUUUCCUGAACGCUCCUGGGGAAUGCAUCGCCCUCGAGCGGGGAUUCUAUGGACCUGUCCCAGAGAUCGCUGGCCAAGAAGAGGUCUAUGAGGAGGACGCAGACGCUGUGUUCCCGCCGGCUAGGAUGAAUGCAGCCGCCAGCUCAGUUGCUGGGCUCCUCCUUUCGCCUAGAAGCGCAUCCGACCCAGACCUCUUGGGCCUAGUCCCAGAACCCUGGCCUCAGGCGCCCAACCCUACUCCAGAGAGAGGCUCUCCUCACCACCAAGACAACCUAGACUUGCACGUUCCGGAGUUCUUCCCCGACUCACCACUCCAACCUCUACCUCCCUCUCCUUGUCCAGGUUCUCACGAGCGCCCCCAACACCCUCCUGUUCCUGCUCGAAAGGCCCAGAGACGCCUGUUUCAAGAAUGA
Molecule: messenger RNA, 789 nt
Organism: Capra hircus (goat)
Lineage: Eukaryota; Metazoa; Chordata; Mammalia; Artiodactyla; Bovidae
Product: proline-rich protein 23B
Exons: 1
Coding region: 1-789 (262 amino acids)
Source: RefSeq, a predicted model, not a curated record